AUGAAAUGCAACGCCGACAUCCGCAAGGACCUCUACGCCAACAUUCUCAUCUCCGGUGGCACCACCAUGUUCCCUGGUAUCGCUGAUCGCAUGCAGAAGGAGAUCACUUUGCUCGCUCCGAGCACCACGGAGGUCAAGAUCGUCGCGCCACCUGAGCGCAAGUACUACGUCUGGAUGGGUGGCUCACUUCUUGCCUCCCUCGCCACCUUCCAGCCGAUGUGGAUUUCCAAGCAGGAGUACGACGAGUCUGGACCUGGCAUCGUCAACCGCUAA
Molecule: messenger RNA, 273 nt
Organism: Mesocestoides corti
Lineage: Eukaryota; Metazoa; Platyhelminthes; Cestoda; Cyclophyllidea; Mesocestoididae
Source: the annotation of a GenBank genome assembly